Molecule: messenger RNA, 831 nt
Organism: Paramecium tetraurelia
Lineage: Eukaryota; Ciliophora; Oligohymenophorea; Peniculida; Parameciidae
Exons: 3
Molecular function (GO): structural constituent of cytoskeleton
Source: RefSeq, a predicted model, not a curated record
AUGUAAUAAACAUAAGCAAAUUUAUAAGCAACAGGUCCUUUGACUUAAAAACCUUACAAGCAAUUGCCUAAAGACAAUGAAAAACUCACACUACUCGAGAAUCAGAUGGGAGACUUGGCAAAUGAUUUCGAAGAUAUGAAAAGAAAUAGAGAAGAGGCAAAAAAAUAACUGGAAGCUAAAUUUCUUGAUGUACAUAGGAAAAUUCAAAAUACUAGGGAAUUCAUCACUCAGGAGGGUGAAAGAAUUAAUAAUACUUUAAUUGCCUAUGAUUCAAAAUUUACUCAAGUGUUGAAUUAAACAAAUCAGAAAUUAUAAACCCAACAUGAAACAUUUGCACAUUAAACAGACUAAAGGAUUGUUGACGCUAAUGUUUAUCUUAAGGAUCUCACUUAAAAAUUGGAAGAAGAAAAAUAGGAAAGAAUGAGAUAAUCUGAUGAAAACCUUAGAGAAAUCAGGAAACAAUUAACCACUUUAUUUGAGCAUUAUGAAACAGAAAAAAACACUAGAGUUGAAAGGGAAAAGGAGAUCUUGAGAAAAUUGGACGACGAAGCCUAUCAAUUAAAUGAGAAACUGAGCAAUGAAAAGUCAGAGAGAAUUCUUUAAAGCAAAGAGUUAAGGGAUCACACUGAUUAAGAGAUUCAAAGACAAAGAAAGAAUAAUCAAGAUUUCCAUGUCAAAACAAUUGAUGAAUUCAAUCAUGUGGCUUACAAUUUGAAGGAAGAAAUGAACUAAAGAUUUAAUCAACAAAACUAAAUAAUAGACAAUCUAAGUAGUGUCAUUAAGACCAUCUAAGACACUUUAAAAAUUAUAGGUAAAGGUGUUAAUGAUUGA